UGUUGGCUUUAUAUGAUCAGCCACAACUCCAGCCCAGGAUCUGGUUGCGUGUUGGCUUUAUAUGAUCAGCCGCACCUCCAGCCCAGGAUCUGGUUGCGUGUUGGCUUCAUAUGAUCAGCUGCACCUCCAGUCCAGGAUCUGGUUGCGUGUUUUUGCUUCUGGAUGCGCUGUGAUUAUAUGCCUGAUUCCCCGGACUUUGACCUCUGCUUUGAUACCCCGUUUGUGAACCCUGUCUGCCGGCCCUGACCUCUGCUUAAGUUUGACUCUGCUUCUGGAUAUCCCCUCUCUGUACCACGUACCUGUUUUGCCCCCGUGCACACGUUCACUGCUCUAGUGAUUUCUCUACGCUGUCACUCUGAGCAGUGUUAUUUUGCAAGGGUGUGCGCCACCUCCUGCAACUGGGCUCCGGCUCAAUUGUUAUACAUUAUUCAAAUAAUGCACUGGGAAAAAUAAAUAUGCCCCUAAACAAAACAAUACAGACUGAAGCGUACAGGGUUAACAGAAAGUAUGUGAGUUAAACUCUCCGCACCCAGUAUGUGUAAUACGAUAUAACACACCCCCUGCUUUCCGGGAAAUCACAGAAAUACAGUUUCGUUUCUUGCUCCUGUGUUCAGUGAUGGCGUCCGCUGGUCUGAGAGAGGAGCUCACCUGCUCCAUCUGCCUGAGCGUUUACACCGAUCCCGUAACCCUGACAUGCGGUCACAGCUUCUGCCGGGUCUGUAUUGGGGACGCGCUGGACACCCAGGAAGGUUCUGGAGUUUAUUCGUGUCCUGAGUGCAGAGCAGAGUUUCAGGAACGUCCUGUGAUGGAGAAGAACAGGAAGCUCUGUAACAUAAUAGAGACUUUCCUAUCUACUCACCCAGCGGAGGAGGACGUUGGGGUCUCCUGUACUUACUGUGACUCUCCUGUACCUGCUGCUAAAACCUGUCUGCUGUGUGAAGCUUCUCUGUGCGAGAAACACUUACAGAAACACAGCAAGUCCCCGGAACAUGUCCUAACGGAACCCACCGCUUCACUGGAGAACAGAAAAUGCUCCGUCCACCGGGAGAUCCUGAAAUAUUACUGCACUGAGGACGCUGUCUGUAUCUGUGUGUCCUGCAACUUGGCCGGAGAGCACAGGGGACACCAGGUGGAGACUCUGAAUGAAGCCUCAGAGAAGAAGAAGGAGAAACUGAGAAAACUUCUCCAGAAACUGACCUCAACGCGAGAGGAGACAGAGAAACGAGUCAAGAGUCUGCAGGAGCGCAGGAGAGAAGUGCGAGAAAAAGCAGCUGGAGAAACGGAGCGAGUCGCUGCCCUGAUUAGAGACAUCAGGGAACAGCUGGAAGCUCUAGAGAAGAGAGUCCUGAGUGAGAUCUCCCGGCAGGAAGAGCAGGUCUCACUCCGAGUCUCAGAUCUAAUCCAGCAGCUGGAAAUAAAGAAGGAGGGACUGUCCAGGAAGAUACAAGACAUCGAGGAGCUGUGCAACAUGACUGACCCAAUAAUUGUCUUACAGGAACAGGAAUCGGACAGAACUGACUUUUGUGAUCCUGAGGAGGAAGAUAUUGAGAGUGAUGAGGAUGAAGAGGAUACCGAGGACAGAGACAUUGAUGAUAGAAAGCUCUGUGCUGUAGAUCUGGAUGAGGGUCUGAUCUCAGUGACUUUACACGCAGGUUUAGCUGGUAUUGUGACCGCUGCAAAGAGACGUCUCGAUGCUCCUCAGGCUUCAGACAUAUUACUGGAUGUAAACACGGCUGGUAAUCUUGUAGAUGUAUCAGGUGACUUCAAAACUGUAUCCUGGUCAGAAAUAAACCAGAGUCACCCAGAAACACCAGAGAGAUUUCAGAAUUAUAAUCAGGUUUUAAGCACCAGGAGUUUCUCCUCAGGUAGACAUUACUGGGAAGUGGAGGGCAGUAAAUCAGGGGUAUGGGGUGUUGGGAUGGCCUUUCCCAGUAUAGACAGGAGAGGACGUCAGUCACUGAUUGGAUAUAAUAAGAAGUCCUGGUGUUUGCGGAAGCGGUCAGGUGAUCAGUAUUUAGUGAUACAUGACAGUAAAGUAAUCCGGUUAUCUCACCGCCCGUCCUGUUGGAGGUUGGGGAUAUUCCUGGACUAUGAGGCCGGGCGGCUGUCCUUUUAUGAGCUGUGUGAUCCGGUCAGACACUUACACACCUUCACUACCACCUUCACUGAGCCGCUUCACGCUGCGAUCUGGGUAGGGAAGAAAUCCUGGGUGACGAUCCGGAGCUGGGAUUAAUGAUCUCUGUUAACAGAUUCACCCAGCAACCAGUGACAGCUCAGAGAAGAGAAAUCUGAUUGGUUGCAACAUACUACAGGAUCAUAAACUCUUGUUUACCUGGUAAAUCUAUUAACCCUUUCAGGAACUGUUUUU
Spea bombifrons (plains spadefoot toad) is the source of this 2368-nucleotide messenger RNA. Its product is annotated as E3 ubiquitin/ISG15 ligase TRIM25-like. The transcript has a single exon. The record is from RefSeq and is a predicted model, not a curated record. Gene Ontology annotation, molecular function: zinc ion binding; protein binding. NCBI's taxonomy places the organism in Eukaryota, Metazoa, Chordata, Amphibia, Anura, Pelobatidae. The coding region runs from base 617 to 2233 and encodes 538 amino acids.